AUGUCUUCUCAGCCGCUUGCUGUCCAGGGCUUCGUCAGCUUUGAGCAGGGCCGGGCUAAUCUCACCUUGGUUCCAUCAACGACUACACCUACGGCAUCCUCACACAAUGCCUCCUUUCCAUGCGAUGCCAAGGAAGACCUACAGGAUCAGAGUGGGAAAAGAGAUCUACGUGAUCACAUCAUGGCUCAAAUCCGCAGUGGCACCAUUACACCUCAUCCCUCCAGGAUGCCUUUGAGCGCUCGGACGUUGGCAUCACAAAUAGCGCAUGCGCAAGUCAAGACACACAUCCAGCCCACGGGUGUGUAUGGGGCGUGGAACCCAGAGGCCGAGCAGAAGUUGAUUGCCACGCUCACGCGGUCUUUACGGUACCAAAAGCCCCAGGCUAUCGAGGAUAAGAAGCCCGACGGAAAGCCCCAGGCCAUCGAGGAUAAGAAGGACGAGAAUGAGGAGAAGCACCAUGCCCCAGCUAUCGAGAAUGGCGCGCCAACCGUCGUAGACAGCGCCCCAUCCGCCCACGAGAAGGACCAUAACAUCCCGAACCAGAAGGCCAACAUCGCUGUCGAUCUGCUCCUGCAUGACGACGCAUGCCACUUUGAACAGUACGUGAAGAAAAACCAUCCCGAUGUCUUCAGCGACAUCAAGUACUACGUGGUGGACGCCUUUCAUGCUCCAAAUCAUAAAUGUUCCAAACGUUACUGGACUGGAGCUGUCAAGAGACGCUGCCAGAACGUACGCACAAACAUCCCAGAAAUUUUCAAUGCUUGGAUCCGUAGCCUGAACUUCUUCUUCAAUUCGCUCAGGCCUCAUUCGCACAAGUUUUGGGUAGCAGAGGCUUGCAGGUUCUACAAUGAGAACCUCAAGGAUGUAGCCGUCCACAUUGGCCGCCGCACGAAUGUUGUUGCGCGCCAACGUAGAGGCAAGGCCCACAAGAAACCAGCUGCUGCUCGCAAGAAGCCGUCUGCAGCAUGCCGUUUCAAGGCCCAUAAGAAGCCAGCUGCUGCUCGCAAGAAGCCGUCUGCAGCACGUCGCCAGUAA
Symbiodinium natans is the source of this 1035-nucleotide messenger RNA. The record is from the annotation of a GenBank genome assembly. Lineage: Eukaryota; Dinophyceae; Suessiales; Symbiodiniaceae.